AUGAUGGCAGGAUGGUUUGCUUCCACAAACUCGGCGCUCGAUGAGCAAAUCGAUCGGGCUACGUCGAGUUCUUUGGAGGAUAUCGCCCUCAAUCUCGAAAUCUCAGAUGUGAUACGGUCUAAGACAGUAGGAUCCAAAGAAGCGAUGCGGUCCCUCAAACGGCGGAUAGGCAACAAGAAUCCCAACACUCAACUCAGUGCUCUUCAUCUUACAGACACAUGUGUAAAGAAUGGCGGCUCACAUUUCCUGGUUGAAAUUGCUUCUAGGGAGUUUAUGGACAAUCUAGUAUCACUAUUAAAGGCCUAUGGUCCGGCGGCGGUAAAUGAUGAUGUCAAAAACAGGAUACUAGACUUGAUUCAAUCCUGGGCGACGGCUACGGAGGGUCGCUACGAAUUAUCCUACAUUGGAGAGACAUAUAAAGGCUUGCAACGAGAAGGAUUCCACUUUCCACCAAAAGUCGAAGUCGCAAGCAGCAUGUUGGACAGCAGCGCACCCCCCGAAUGGAGCGACUCCGAUGUCUGCAUGCGUUGCAGAACUGCCUUCAGUUUCACGAAUCGAAAGCAUCACUGCAGAAAUUGUGGCAACGUCUUCGACCAACAGUGCUCCGCUAAGAGCAUACCUCUACCCCACCUCGGAAUUCUACAGCCUGUUAGGGUUGAUGAUGGUUGCUACAUAAAAUUGACUGACAAGUCAGCCAAAGGUGGAUCUUUCAGCAACAGCCAAUCUGUGCAUAAACCUAAGCAUCAUGCUUCCAUGCAACCUCGAAGCGCAAGGGUUGAUGAAGGAUUCGAUGACGACCUGAAGCGCGCAUUGGCUAUGAGCCUCGAAGAGGUAAACAAUCAUUCUGGAGCAGGUUAUGUUCCACAGGCGAAACUGCAAACCAAGCCUCAAGUUACCCCCGCCGCAAAUCCUUCCGCAAGCAAACCUGCCGAGGAUGAGGAUGAUGACUUGAAAGCUGCCAUUGCUGCAUCUAUUGCGGAUAUGGAAGAACAAAAGAAAAAACAUGCUGCAACGAUAAAGGAGCAAUCGGCGAAUCCAGGGACAACCUCAUCACCAUUCGUAAUACCCAAGAAUGACUACGAACUCACACCAGUUGAAGCAGAGAACAUCAAUCUUUUCUCGACGUUAGUAGACAGGUUACAAACACAACCGCCGGGGACAAUACUUCGUGAGCCUCAAAUCCAAGAACUUUACGAUAGUAUUGGUACACUUCGACCGAAACUUGCCCGCACUUACGGAGAGACUAUGAGCAAGCAUGAUGCUCUUCUGGAUCUUCACGCUAAGUUGUCAACCGUUGUACGUUAUUACGACCGUAUGUUGGAGGACCGCUUGUCGAAUACCUACAACCAACACACGAUCGGCGGAUAUAAUCUUCCUGCUCAGCGCCCUGCGUCAACUAUGUAUCCAGCCUUGUCAUCAAAUGGUCCGAAUGGAGCUGGCCAGGCAGAAAGCUUUUAUACUGGAAAUGCCCCUCAAGAAUCAUAUGGACGACCUCAGUCUACCUACUCGUAUCCACCUCAGCAGAGCCAAUCUGGCUACGCUUCAAACCCUGGCCCGAGUUAUCCAAAUCCACAACAAAGGAGUGAUAGCUACAACCCGUAUGCCUCUCAGCAACAACCGCCUCAACCCCAGGCGACGCCAUAUGCUUCCCAGCAGCCUAGCUAUGCAUCUGACAGCAUGCCUCCGCACCAAUCCAAUCCACCUAUGAAUGCUCCUCAACAACAAGCGCCUCCGAUGAAUACCCCCUCGCAACCGGUAUCGAAUUACGUGCCGUCGGAGUCAGCUGUAACACCGUCUACAGAUCCAAAUGCAGCAUUUUAUUACAAUAACACGCCACAAGUACCUCCUGCACAGCCAGUAUUAGAACAGAAUCAUUCGCAAUACCCUCCUGUGCAAUCCCCUCAACAAUUCCACACCACUGUCCCGCAAGCAGCACCUCAAUCACCCCAGCAAUUCACGCAACAGCCCCAAAAUCCGCAAGAGCACCACGCCCCACCGCCUCAACAGCAGUCUGCGCAACAACAAGCUCCAUACUGGCAAACCCAAGCUCAAGUUUCUGCACCACAGCAGGCUUGGCAAGCUCCUGGGUCAACUUAUGGUGGGUAUACGCAAGAAUCGUUCCCUUCGGCACCGCAUCAUGCACCCCAGCAGAAGAUAAUGGAAGAGAGCUUGAUUGAUCUAUGA
Lachnellula hyalina is the source of this 2184-nucleotide messenger RNA. It is a transcript of the gene VPS27, whose product is annotated as Vacuolar protein sorting-associated protein. The transcript has 5 exons. Gene Ontology annotation, molecular function: phosphatidylinositol-3-phosphate binding; ubiquitin binding; metal ion binding. Lineage: Eukaryota; Fungi; Ascomycota; Leotiomycetes; Helotiales; Lachnaceae. Bases 1 to 2184 code for a protein of 727 amino acids. Gene Ontology annotation, biological process: protein transport to vacuole involved in ubiquitin-dependent protein catabolic process via the multivesicular body sorting pathway; protein targeting to vacuole. The record is from RefSeq and is a predicted model, not a curated record. Gene Ontology annotation, cellular component: ESCRT-0 complex.